ACAUGAUACCUUUAAUAAUAGUACUAUUGGUAACACUUUCCACUGCGGAUCUCAAGAGGAUUGCAGAUAAGUCGCAGUGUCCCAAAACCUGUGACUUGAACUAUAAGCCGGUGUGUGCCUCCCGAAUCGGAGGCAAUUCCCCCAGUACUUGCACCUUUCCCAACCAUUGCACCCUAAAAUUGUACCUAUGCAACAGCAGAUUAGACUGGUCAAUGGACAGCAAUCAACCAUGUCAAUGGCCCGUUGGAAGCUGCGAAGAAAUCGCAAAUUUCUUACGCAAUAAAAAGGAUCUAUUGGUGGGGAAAUCAAAGAAAGUUGUUACUGAGAACAAAAAGAAGAAGAAAAAUUGAAUAAAUGUUUAAGCAUUUAGAAACCCUGAUUAAGCUGCAAUGAAGACGUCGGCUGUCAAAUGUAACCACUAACUUAGCCACUCGUGUUCAGCAACAGAUGCAAUCGCCUCGCACAGCGGGCCCCCGCCAUGAAAUAUAUAUAUUUAUCUGGGUAGUAUGGGAAUAUCCUUCCCUAGGCAUUGCAACUUGGAGACGUCAACGUCAAAAGGCGGUUGCCGAAUGAUUGCCGCUGCUGUUUG
This is a messenger RNA of Drosophila suzukii, 589 nucleotides long. Lineage: Eukaryota; Metazoa; Arthropoda; Insecta; Diptera; Drosophilidae. The record is from RefSeq and is a predicted model, not a curated record.